Messenger RNA from Vitis vinifera (wine grape), 1680 nucleotides. RefSeq names its product disease resistance protein RPS4-like. The record is from RefSeq and is a predicted model, not a curated record. The transcript is spliced from 2 exons. NCBI's taxonomy places the organism in Eukaryota, Viridiplantae, Streptophyta, Magnoliopsida, Vitales, Vitaceae. Bases 352 to 1044 code for a protein of 230 amino acids.
GGUCUAUAUUCUUUAACAAGGCUAAACCUAGGUUAUUGUAAUUUAUCAGAUGAAACAAACCUUAGCAGUCUUUGCCUCUUAUCUUCAUUGGAAGUGUUAGAUCUAUCUGGGAACAACUUUGUUACUUUGCCAAACAUCAGGGGACUUUCUAGCCUAGAAGGUCUGUUGUUGGAGAAGUGUAAAAGACUGCAAGUACUGCCAGAACUUCCAUCAAGCAUAUAUAGUUUAAUUGCGCAAGAUUGCAUAUCAUUGGAAAAUGCCUCAAAUCAAGUACUCAAGUCACUCUUUCCAACUACAAAGUCCCCGAAGAAAACUUUCAAGCGUAAUUCGGGUGCACACUUGAUAUAUGUGAUGGUUUAUGGGAGUAGAAUACCAGAUUGGAUAAGGUAUCAGAGCUCAGGGUGUGAAGUAGAAGCAGAUCUACCUCCAAAUUGGUAUAAUUCCAACUUGCUGGGUCUUGCUUUGAGCUUUGUCACUUAUGUUUUCGCAUCUAAUGUGAUUAUUCCAGUAUCGUAUACCUUGCGCUAUUCAACAUCCAGUUACAUUGCUAACCGCAUUAGUAUCAGAUUUGAUAAGGAAGGUGUAGGGUUAGAUCACGUGUGGCUACUUUAUAUAAAACUCCCCCUCUUCAGCAAUUGGCAUAAUGGAACUCCCAUAAAUUGGCAUGAAGUGACUCACAUCAGUGUAUCAUUUGGGACUCAGGUCAUGGGGUGGUAUCCUCCGAUUAAGAGGAGUGGGUUUGAUCUAGUGUACAGUAAUGAUCAAGACGUGAAUCCCCCAGUGAUCCAAUUCAGUUCUAUCUCCUCUCCUCCUCUUCCGAACAAGUCAACAGUAGUCCUUAAAGAAAUCCAUAAGAAGGAGGAACCCAGUGGAAGUGAGUUGUCGAAUGUUGAUGGCUCAGAAUCAGACAGCUCUGAUUACCAUACUGCUGAUGAGGAAGAACCCACAACUGCAAAAGAAACUGACCGCUCAGAGGAUCACUCUGAAUCAGAGAUGCGGCCGCAGAAACGUUUGAAGUGCAGGCAUUAUGAGGGCAUCCCUUGAUGAUCGGAGAAACAGACCUAAAACUCUUCCCAUAACAUCAUCUCUUGGUAAUGGUAGGUUGUGUGUUUCUUUUCUUUCUGCCUUUCUUUCUUAAUCUGAUUUUCAACAUUUUUGCUUGGGUAGAUGUCUUAAGAUCAUUUAGAACUGUUUAAAGCGGGAACUAAAAAAUCCCAUAACACUGUUUGAAAUUAGAGUACUCUCACAUAUCGUCGAUUUCAUGCUUAAUCAUCCCGGGAUACACAUGGUUCCAUAUCAUUAGAAUCAUUUGUAUUAAUAAUGCAUUCUCAGUUUACUAAUUGUGGCAACUAAACAGAGUCCCAAAAUCUCUCUCGGGGUUGAUCAUCUUCAAUAGAUACGCAUUGUUUUAGCAGUGAUAAUGUAUUUUGUGAAUUGCAGUCGCAUGAUCUCCAUUCCUGUGAGCAUUGCAAUUAACUAGGGAGAUUAUUUUAGUGGGGGUGAUGCUACAGCACCAGCGAAGGAGCAGAAGCAGAAGCAGAAGAGAGAAAAGAUCUUGUAACGGAACCCAAUCUUCCAUAAACUAACUAUUUUUGGAUUGUUUUUCAUUUCUAGAAAUGGAACGACUAUGUAAAUUAAAGGAUUACUGGAUUCUUCAAUUCAAAGAGUCAUCACAAAUUU